Molecule: messenger RNA, 3556 nt
Organism: Toxotes jaculatrix (banded archerfish)
Lineage: Eukaryota; Metazoa; Chordata; Actinopteri; Toxotidae
Product: transcription factor E2F3-like
Exons: 8
Coding region: 211-1539 (442 amino acids)
Biological process (GO): regulation of transcription by RNA polymerase II
Cellular component (GO): RNA polymerase II transcription regulator complex
Molecular function (GO): protein dimerization activity; DNA-binding transcription factor activity, RNA polymerase II-specific; RNA polymerase II cis-regulatory region sequence-specific DNA binding
Source: RefSeq, a predicted model, not a curated record
CUAGACGGGAGAAACGAGAGUUGCGCUACUUUUUAAUCCGUUGCAUCUGCCUAAAUGCACUUUCAUAAAGAAAAAUACUUUACAAAAGUCGAUGAAUCAGACUCUCAUCUUUACUUUGGUCUGAUUAUUUUUGUAAUUGUUGCGGCGGAUUAGCAGCCAUACGGGCUUGAAAGUACAGAGACAAGAAAGGGGUUACCCCGAAUACGCAAGAUGAGAAGAGGGAUCUCCUCGGCUCCGGACAAAGUGAUUUUAGCAGGGGUUGGGGGCUCUCCUCUGGACAAUAAUAUAAUUUUAACAGCUCUUUCGGAUCGUUUAAACCCCGGACAAUCCAACGCUACGUAUAUCCAAAUAAUAACCACCUCACCGCCUUGCAACGUUACACAGACAUCAAAUGUGUGUUUUUCCGAGCCUCAGAUAAACAACAUUUAUACAACUCCACAACAAGCUGCAGCAAACGGAGCAGGACAACGACCCGCUCUGGGAAGACCGCCGGCAAAAAGGCGACUGGCGCUCGAUGAUUCAGACCAUCAGUAUCAGUCAGAACCAGCCAAAACUCCGAGAGGCAGAGGGGCCGCAGUGACCAAUGGGGCACGGCUAAAGACACCCAGAACGCCCAAAUCUCCACCCGAGAAGACGCGGUACGACACCUCCCUGGGCCUGUUAACAAAGAAGUUUGUGGAUCUUCUUGCUCAGUCUUCUGAUGGCGUCUUGGACCUCAACCUCGCGGCUGAAACUUUGCAGGUACAGAAAAGGCGGCUGUAUGAUAUCACCAACGUACUAGAAGGCAUUCACCUCAUCAAGAAGAAAUCAAAGAACAACAUUCAGUGGAUGGGCUGCAGUCUGUUAGAAGUAGAGGGAGCUUUGAGCCAGAGACAAAGGCUGACAGCGGAAGUCUCUGCGCUGGGAGAAGAAGAGCAGAGACUUGAACAACUUAUCCAGCGAUGCAGCCUGGAUAUGAGACACAUGAGCGAGUUGCCAAGCAACCAGAAAUAUGCCUAUGUCACAUACCAAGACAUCAAACAGCUGGGCAAUCUCAGAGACCAGACCGUCAUUGUCGUCAAAGCUCCCACAGACACCAAACUAGAAGUACCAGACCCUGAUGAGAGUUUAUCCAUCCAUCUGACCAGCACCAAAGGUCCUAUCGAAGUCCUGCUGUGCCCAGAUGAGGAGAAUGACCCCAGGAGUCCUGUGAAAAAUAGCAACACGGACAUCAAUGGGAACUCUCCUUUCCUCAAAGUCAUUCAUGAUACCAGCUGCACGACCACUUCUCCCGCUUCCUCCCUGGUUCCUCCUUCCUCCUCUUCAGCUGUCUCUGUUACGACACUCUCCCCCAUUUCGUCCCCAUACACCAGUCUCCUCCAGCAGACAGAAGACCAGAUCCCUUCGUCCUUGGGGCCUUUCCUAAACCUUGGGCCUCCUCUUCUGGACCAAGAUGACUACCUUUUAGGUUUGGCAGAUGACCAGGGAAUCAGCGAUUUGUUUGAAGCCUAUGACUUUGAUAAAAUGCCCUCCUGCCUGGAUGACCUCCUGUGCAGCUAGCAUUAGCUAGCAGAAGUUCAGUUUGAGUGCAUGCGAGAGGGAUGGAGAAUCAGCAAGGGUUUCGAUGCCUGUGACUGACUUUAGUUAGUGGAAGCCAAUUUUAAAUAGAGAGGAAACAUUGAGGGCUUUUCUGGUCCCAGUGGGACUAAAUGCCAUGUUCUUUCAUGGUGUGAGAGAUGAAUGGCCUUGAAUGAUUUCACACAAAGACACGACUGGUCAGUGAGCAGACAUAACCAUUGCUCCUCGUCUCAGGCUAUGUAAGGCCUACAGUGUAGCUGAGCGUUGGGGGACAUAUGAAAGCCUUUGCUGUCUGUUUGGUUAAGCGUAAACGGUGAGCGGGGAAGGAUAUCCACCUCUCUGUGUGGUGCUGUCACUGCACAGAGAACAGCUUGAAAACAGCCUCACAUCACCUGGCAUUAACACACAUCCUGGGUGAUUGGGUUUAGCACAAAAUUCAAAUGAAAAUGCACAUGAGGAGCACAGAUACAGUCGCCCGAAACCGUCGGUAAAGUGCUCAAAAGCGGAGUGUUGUUUGCCAUUAAAUCAUGAAGGAUGCUUCAAAUAUGAGGAUUUGACAGGCCUGUAAAUCUGUGUUUCGGCAAGGGAGAGGAUAAACUGAUCCGCUAUCCGUUCUUAGUGACGCAUUUUCUUUUCUGUUGUCCAAAUUCAUCCAGGUAAUCCAUCCUGAGACAUAUCCAUACGUUUAAAGGAGUGUUAAUGCCAGGUGUUUCGAGGCAGAGGAGAUACUGAAGAAUUCUUAAUGAUUGCUUUCUAUUACACCAAUGAUCUGUGAUUGAAUGCUCAGACUGGUGACUGUUUUGUGGGAUUUUUUUUUUCUGUGUUAAAAUGUAGAGCAUUUUAAAAAUUAAAAUAAAUAUAAAAAGAAAACAGGGCAAUUUUGGUGCACAGUAUCCAUGACCACAGUGGUUGUGAAUUUACGGUUAGGUUAGGCUAGGCUGAGGCUUUGGUCACCUGUCUUGUUUCUGUGGCUGCUCAGACACCUGCCAGGUUAUUCUAUUGUAUAUUCAGGCUUCUAAUAAUAAAGUUACUAGGAGUAUGAGGAUUUAUUACAUUUAAGCGCCAUUUAGGUGAUUUGAGAGUGGCAUGAAUGACUGUUGUUGGUGUGCCCCCGAGUUAAUUUUCAAAUUUAAAGUAAACUGUAAAAUAGCAAUGGAAAAUAAUAGAGGGGUGUUCUCUAAAUACUCUUAAAGAAGACUGGCAUACAGUCUUUUAUAACCUGAUCAGCGUGUCAUCUGCUGCUCGAUGGGUCAGCCUCAUAUUUUUUUUUUUUUUACAGUGCAAUGACAAACGCAAAAAUGCUCAACAUGUAAAAAAAACCCCUGAUGUUUAAUCUUACAUAACCCAGAAAUUUUUCUUUUGUCGAUAACAGAGCCCUGAAAAGCCAUCUGCCCUGGGUAAUGUGGGGUUGAACAAAAACACCUGAUGUAGCCGUAUAAGUCUGGCCUGGUAGGACACAGGAUGUGCAAACUUGAAAAUCAUCUCUCUUAUUGAUGCUUUGUGAAUUCAGGACAGAAACUCCCUCUUUCUCGCUGCUUUUCACUUGUCGCUUCCAUCAUCAUCAGCAGAUGCUGCCAUAACAAAACUUCCCCUAAUGCCUCCUCAGUUAGACUGUGUGCUGUGAAAUUAUACUGUGGUUUGAACUUAUCAGAAAAUGUUUGACUUUGAACCACUCAAUGGACACUGCCUACUCAGUGUGUACUGAAAGCAGUGUAGGAGACAGGAUAGGUGAUUAUUAGUCUUUUUAGGUUUAAUAAGUGUUGAAUUUUAAUGGAUUUUAAUACUGUAGAAAUAACUAAUAAUAUCAUGGUCACCUAAGCAACAAAGGACCAGAUAUCCACCAAUUGACGCUGCAGCAUGUAAUGAAGGGCUUAUUUUCUGCUGUAACAGGAUAUUGGAAAAAAAUUAGAAAAAAGAAAAAAUGAUUAAAAAAAAAAAACUGAAGACCUUGGUUGUAAUUUAAGCAAAUUCAGUGCAGCCAAGUCUUGGUGUUGUGUUG